AUGAAAGAACCCGAAGACUCAAUUUUAGAUCUAAGUAUUUCCAAAUACACCCCAAAAAAUAAAGCAACAAUCAACGAAGAAUCAUCUUUACAACAACCAUCAUCUUCCACAAACGAUAUCUCACCAUCAAUUAUAUCAUCAAAAUUAACACGGCCGUUUAAAGCGUAUAAAAAGGAUUCAUUUUCGAUUACUUCGGCGUCCUCUUUGGCGAUUUACCUAGGAAGUGUUUAUUCAUCUCAAGAGUACGUUGAAUUUCGAAAGGGGAUGAUGGGCGAAGCACAGAUGAACUACACCAAUAAAAACAUGAAACGAAAUAAUCACAGCAAAAACGGUUCUGGUGAUGACGACCCGAUUUAUUUGGAAAAACGGAGAAAAAAUAACGAAGCCGCGAAGAGAUCGAGGGACGCGCGAAGAGCCAAAGAAGAUGAAAUCGCGAUUAGGUGUGCGUUUUUAGAACAACAAAAUUGGAAGUUAAGUUGCGAAGUGAACGAUUUAAAGAAAGAAUUACUAAAAUUAAAGUGUUAA
This is a messenger RNA of Onthophagus taurus, 525 nucleotides long. It is a transcript of the gene Gt, whose product is annotated as giant. The record is from RefSeq and is a predicted model, not a curated record. Lineage: Eukaryota; Metazoa; Arthropoda; Insecta; Coleoptera; Scarabaeidae. Gene Ontology annotation, cellular component: nucleus. Gene Ontology annotation, molecular function: DNA-binding transcription factor activity, RNA polymerase II-specific; RNA polymerase II cis-regulatory region sequence-specific DNA binding. Gene Ontology annotation, biological process: regulation of transcription by RNA polymerase II.